GAGUUGAGCAGCUCCUCCCGUGACCGUGAGUCGUUCGGCCACCCACUCGUCUCUCGCGGCGCGCCGUGCCGUGUGCGGCCAGGUGGAGCCGCCGGCGGCACCGGCUGCUCCCCUGGCACGGACCGCACUGCCGCCGCCGCCGCCACCGCGGCUCAGUCUUCCGACGAACGUCGAACCGGCAACACGGUGAACGUCUCUCUGCAAAACCGACAGAACACCUGUCGCGGGUGACAUUAGGACCGAACCACGUGGAAGUGUGAGACACCACGUGCCGACCCGAGCCGUUUCGUGUCACGUAGCAUCCGGCGCCACGUGCCACCACGUGCCGUUCCGUGUCCCGUGCCGUGCAGCCUUCCAGACGGUCUGUAUUUACCUGUGCGGCGCCCGCUAAGGUGACUGGCGGGUGGGUAGUGACUGUGUGAAAUCCUCGGACGGCGCCGGCGCCGCCCGCGGUGAUUGUCAUUCGUCCAGGAGGCAGGAGCUCUCCAUCAGCUCCUGUCGGCGGGGCAGCGCGCACGGGGCGGCCAGUCGACGGCAGUGGGAGUGGAGACAGUCGACACGGUCCGCGCUGACUGAGACAGAGCUGAGCGUGAGGAUUAGGGCGGUCAGGAGGGGGCCGUGAGCUGUCAGUGGUGCCGUGAGCCGUGUGAGAUCGCUGUGAGCGCCGUGUGAGAUCCGGUGAGCCGGCGGGUGAGAGGGGCCGUAUGGUGCGUCCCGGCCCGCCGCCGCCGGGGCCAUGGUGACUGGUAAAUGAUGCGUGCGGCCGGCGCCCACUCGGCCCUGCUCCCGCUGCUGUUGGUGAUGGUGACCGUGACGUGGUGCUCCCGGCUGGUGCCGCGCCGGUCGGAGGUGGUCCCGCUGUGUGACCGGGUGUGUGAGGGACCGCUGGUCCCGUGCGAGCGCGGCACCACAGACCACCAGGACCACAUUCACUACAGGCCCAGGCGGCCGCUGCCGGUAUCCCGCUCGUCGUGCGGCCGGGUGCGCGGUCUGACGUCGCGCCAGCGCCGCUUCUGCCGCCGCCACCCGGACCUGCUGCAGGCCCUGCUGAGCGGCUACCAGCUGGGCGCCUCCGACUGUCGGCACCGCUUCCGACGGCACCGCUGGAACUGCGCCGCGCUCGGCCGGCACCUCGACUUCGGGCACGUCCAGGUCAGAGGUACCCGGGAGGCGGCCGUUAUGUACGCCCUGCAGAGUGCCGCCGUGACGCACGCCCUGUACGCCGCCUGUCGGAGAGGUACCGUGGAAGGCUGCGCGUGCCGCCAGCCGGGCCCGGACACCCGCGCCGUGGACUUUUGGAAGUGGUCCGGCUGCGGCGAGGGCCUCACUCACAGCGGCCGGCUUGCGCGCCGCUUCCUCAACGCCAGGGAGACCGAGAGGGACGCGCGCAGCCUCAUGAACCGGCACAACAACCGCGCGGGGGUCAAGGCGGUGACGGGCGGCCGCCGCCGGCGCUGCCACUGCCACGGCCCCUCCGGCAGCUGCUCCCUGCGCACGUGCUGGAUGGACGCGCCCUCCAGCUUCUCGGUGAUCGGGGACCGGCUGCAGCAGCAGCUGGGCAGCUCGCAGCUGGUGCACCUGGUGCAGCUGCCCACCGGCAAACGCCGACUGCGGGCUGUCGAAGGUGACCCUACCGAGCGCCUGGAACGGCGGAGACUGGUGCACCUAGAGCCGUCACCGACCUACUGCGACCCCGAUCCGGAGAGGGGCCACAACGGCACCGUCGGCCGCGUGUGUCGAAAGAACCGCUCCCUUCCUGGCAGCUGCGAGUAUAUGUGCUGUGGCCGAGGCUACAACAUACAGAUCACCUACCGGCGCUACUGCUGUAACUUCCACCAGCGACCCGGGCGACCUACAGAGUGUCGGCAGAGGACGCGACUGCGAAAGUGCCAGUGACCGGCCGAGAGCGGCCUAGGUGCGAGUUAGAGCGGCCGAGAGCGGCCUAAGUGUGUGGUUACAGCGCGGCGGCCGCGGGAACAGUGCCAGUGAAUUCGGGCUAACGUAUUUCUACAAAUAACUACUACGGCGAAAGCCGUAGUAGUUAUUUAACGUGUUCGGUCGGGAAGUGUCCACGGAAGAGCCAGGAGCCAAGGAGCCAAGACAGAGCGCCCGGAAAGUGAAGCUGUGCCGUCGAUCGGUUGUAGGAAAUGUUAUUGAACAGGAAGGAAUGAAGGGUGGAAAGGUGGAGGGGAAAACCGGUGAAACGUGGCGAUAGAGGUGCUCAAGCACUGUGUCUGUCGUGUCAAAAGUGACGCAACUGUGAAAGAUCUGAAGCCUUCAUGACAGAUCUGAUGGGAGAUCUGCUUACCCAAGCCACAUCCAAUCGGCAUGACAGUGAUGCGUAUUGUAACCUGUAGUCAACUGCCAGCUGAAAUGACUAUUGAUGACAUUUAGUCAUGACAUCUUUUGAUGGCGCCUGCCAUGACGUGUUUGAUGGUGAAGUGUCGCAGGACGAACUCGUGUCUCAUGUUUUCUUUUUCCUUGAUUUCCUCAACCCCAUGACAGCGCUCGCUGUCCUUAGUCAGCUGUCACCGACUCUCUAUAUUAGAUCUCAUGAGGCAGCUUUUCGAGGCGUUGUGCAGUCCGCCGGCGCCCCUCCUAACGUACUCAGUGCUGGCGGAAAUGAGAGCACGUACUACAAACGGGUUCACCGAGUCAUCCGGGCAGUCUGGCCGCUCGGUGACUCUGACUCUGACUUUCGAGUCACCGGACCCUGAACCUGGAAGAGGGCUCUCACGACUGACUAAAAGUGAUGGAGUCGUAGCUCGUCAGCGCCCGUCCGCUGCGGGGCGAGCAAAGUCAUUCCGACUAAUAUUUCAUAUAGGUGCUCUCGAAGUCGUAAUAAAUAUAUAGGUACUUGCAACA
Molecule: messenger RNA, 2865 nt
Organism: Amphibalanus amphitrite
Lineage: Eukaryota; Metazoa; Arthropoda; Thecostraca; Balanomorpha; Balanidae
Product: protein Wnt-2-like
Exons: 6
Coding region: 751-1896 (381 amino acids)
Biological process (GO): canonical Wnt signaling pathway; multicellular organism development; neuron differentiation
Cellular component (GO): extracellular region
Molecular function (GO): cytokine activity; frizzled binding
Source: RefSeq, a predicted model, not a curated record